CCACCAACGGUCUGUGAAGAUGCCACUGACUGAAAACUUCGAGAACAAUUCUGGCUGAAUGAUGUGCUGAGUUCUGAGCUGCGGCAGCAACAAGCCUGUGUCCAAACAAGUGACAAAAGGACUAAGCUUCAUUGUGAUGCCCCUGGUCCAUCAAGCUGCCAGCACUCACUGUUCAGGUGUGCACAUGAAGGUUUGUGUCAACUGUAAGCCAACUAUCACCUGUGGCAAUGGAGGACGAGACGGCGCCAGCACCCGUGGAAGGUGAGGAGGAGACACCAGCACCUGACGAAGCGGCAGCUGAGGAACCAGCAAAUGAGGAAGAAGCACCAGCAGAACCAGAGGCAGAACCAGAGGCAGCACCAGAGGAGGCAGAGGCAGAACCAGAGGCAGAGGCAGAACCAGAACCAGAGGCAGCACCAGAGGAGGCUCCAGCAGAACCAGAGGCAGCACCGGAAGAAACAGCACGCGCAGAAUCACCAAAAGAUGAGGCAGCAGCUGCGGAAUCACCGAAAGCGGCGACACCUGCAGAAUCACCGAAAACGGUGGCAACUCCUCCGGGAUCACCCAAGCCAGAAUCACCGAAAAAGGAGCCCACGCCUGUAGAGUCACCGAAAAAGGCCACACCUGCAGCGUCACCAGAGGCAGGAACACGUGCAGAGUCACCAAAGGAGAAAACACCCGCAGAAUCACCGAAAGAGGGGGUCACACGGGCAGAGUCACCAAAAGAAGCAGCGCGUGCGGAGACACCGGAGGAAGCGGCGGCACGUGCCGAGUCACCAAAAGAGGCACCGGCGGAAGAGGCAGCUCGUGCAGGGUCACCAAAAGAGGAGAAAGCACCAGAGGAAGCAGCGAAAGAGGAGAAAGCACCAGAGGAAGCAGCAAAAGGGGAAGAGGGGGAAACUUGUCAAAAACCAGACAAGCCACCGGGAGAGAGCGAAGAGGAAGCAAAGGCAGCAGACAAGGCUAAAGAAGAUAAAGCAGCAGCAGAAGGAGGCACCUGUGCCAAACCCAAACCGGAAGAGGGCACUGGUGAAAAAGGAGCCGCUGAUGAUAAAGCAGCAGCAGAAGGAGGGGGCACCUGUGCCAAACCCAAACCGGAAGAGAGCGCUGGUGAAAAAGGAGCCGCUGAUGAUAAAGCAGCAGCGGCAGCACCAGCAGCAGGAGGCCCCUGUGGAAAAUCUAAACCAGAAGAGAGCGCUGGUGAAAAAGGAGCCGCUGAUGAUAAAGCAGCAGCGGCAGCACCAGCAGCAGGAGGCCCCUGUGGAAAAUCUAAACCAGAAGAGAGCGCUGGUGAAAAAGGAGCCGCUGAUGAUAAAGCAGCAGCACCAGCAGCAGGAGGCCCCUGCGGAAAAUCUAAACCAGAAGAGAGCGCUGGUGAAAAACCAAAACCAGCAGAAGGUAUCUGUGGAAAAUCAGCAAACGAUGGCGCUGAUACAAAAUCAAAGGAGGCAGAAACAAAACAAACAGAAGAGAGUGACAAAGCAAAGCCAACAAAAAUUUGCGCUCCUUGUGCUAAAGCAGCAGCUGUGGGUGCUGGCUGUAAAUUCAACCCACCAGUAGAUAGCCCCUCCAACAAUGCUGAGUUUGCACCAGUCAGUUCCUCUACAAACAAAGAUGUUACUCCUUGCUCAAAACCAAAAGAGGCAGAGCCCUGUGGCUGUAAAUUCAAAUCACCAUCAGACGCCACUGAUACAUCAGUUCCAACCUCUGCAAGAUCAAAAUCGAGCAAAUGCUGGGGAAGUGAUCAGCGAACAGAGGUCUGUGGAUGUGGAAGGCCAAAGCCAGCUGGAGCCAAAACCUGUGGAAGUCCACCCAAAGUCAUCUGUGGCUGUAAAGACCCCAAAACAGGAGGCAAAACCUCUGGGAAAUCAAAGCAAUAAGCAGCAGGAUUGUCUUCCCAAUGAACUGGUAAAGUUGCAACCCAGCUUCUUUCUGACAUAGACGUACAGCACAAAACAACCCCUAAAGGAUGGAUAAAUGCUAUGAAAAAAUUUCGCAACAUGGGGCUGAGCAGGGAUUCUACUCUUCGUUUAACAACUGAGCUUAGAGUAUGUGGCACUAAUAUUAAAUCACAGAGAUGUUCCUUUCCCCAAACCUUGAAAUAGAAAUAACUUCUUAUCAACUCACCAGAACCAUAAGCCCACCAAAAAUCAACAAAAAAUGUCCAUUGAUUAAUGGAAGAAAGUCCUGAAUAUUUUAAUAUUGAGUCUGUAGAAAACUGUGCAGUAAGUGGGGAGGGAUGCACCUAAAUACCUGAGCACCCAUGAUAUAGCCUGCUUUAGGCUUUAGGGUAUCCAUGGGAACAAGAGGUGCGAGGUUAGGGUGGGUGUAGAAUAUCAUAGAUUCUGAAACAGUUACCAGUCCCAAAACCAGAACACAGACACAUCUUCCUUCACUGAAUUACACAUGAUUUCAUCUUAUCAGUAACACAAACCUGCCUCAAUACUUCAACAGUAUCCACACUAAGAGAAUCAAUGUCUCACUGUUUUUAUAUAAAUUCCUUUUUUUCCACCCAAAGCACUAAACCUGGCUGGUAUCUCAGAUAACCAUGGAAAGGAGAUGUUAAACGCGAAGGGAAAAGGUAAACAUAUGAAUAAACAACUAUCCGUCCAUUUUGAAACUUGCUUCAUCUCACACACAUCCCAUUAAUUAGUGAAUUAAUUUGCUUUCAUUGCAAUUUUAAUACUCAUCUGAUGGAACUGUGAACUUUCUCCCCUAUUCGAGCAUUGCAAUGUCAGCACCAAGUUCUCUCUGGUCAGAUAUGGUGCACGUGUCCCAAGUAAUAGAAAAUAUAGAAACAGAAGUAGGCCAAUAAACCAAUUGCAUUAAGUUCAGCAGCUCAAUGCUGAAUAUGAAACAUAUGAAUAAACAACUAUCCGUCCAUUUUGAAACUUGCUUCAUCUCACACACAUCCCAUUAAUUAGUGAAUUAAUUUGCUUUCAUUGCAAUUUUAAUAGUCAUCUGAUGGAGCUGUGAACUUUCUCCCCUAUUCGAGCAUUGCAAUGUCAGCACCAAGUUUACCUGCUCACAUCGUCUACCUGCACUGGUUCCAAUGCAUUAGUAUCCUUACAGAUUAAAACUUCUUCAGCAACUGCGUUAAUCUCAACCUUCCCAUCAUGUGUGACAUUUAAUUCUAUUGACAGCAUCAUUAUGAUUGGAAAGUCUAGAAUGCAUCCAGCUCAAGCAGAGUGCUGCCAGAUGUAAAGUAACACUCCCUUUCUCUACAUCAAAUCUACUCAAAAUUGUUUCAAAUUAAGAUCACUCAACCCAUUCUCAUUGAAUACCAUUGUCUCGUUUUUACAGCUCGAUACUUAAAUUAGGCUCAUUGGCACAAUCUCAAAAAAUCCUUGUCAAAAAAACAUGUCAUUUUUCAUUUCUUACUGCCAUUUUUCUUGGACAGAAACCUUAGAAAAACACACAUGAACAUAGUUAGCACAUUUGCAAAGUAAGCAACAGGUAAAUCAGUUUGGUCGAACAUAAGACUAGAACAUAAGACUUCAGUUCCUUCUGUGCACCGUUCCACAUCUCUUCAAGAUGCCAGAAUCAAGACCAUUGUUGCUAACUGAUUAUGUUUGAAGAGUACCACCGCUGAUCAUGGUUCAUGAUAACAACUUCAUGGCAAGUAAUCAUUCAAAACACAGCCUUGAAUACGAUAGCAAUAAAGAAAUGAGUUUUGACUCCGACUCUGUGUCUUGCUGUACUUUUUUUUAAGGGACUUUUGUCAACUGCUGUAAUCCACAAAGCAAGUACAGGUAAUAAACAACACUAUUAAAUUAGUUAAGCUUCAGUUAAACAACUGUGGUCAAAAGAACACAAGAAACAGUAGACCAAUCAAUCCAUCAAGCCUACUUCACAAUCAUGAAGAUUCAAAUCACAUUUCCUGCUCUCUUCCCAUUCCCCUCACACUCC
Molecule: messenger RNA, 3909 nt
Organism: Leucoraja erinaceus (little skate)
Lineage: Eukaryota; Metazoa; Chordata; Chondrichthyes; Rajiformes; Rajidae
Product: skin secretory protein xP2-like
Exons: 2
Coding region: 228-1880 (550 amino acids)
Source: RefSeq, a predicted model, not a curated record